Acanthoscelides obtectus is the source of this 2736-nucleotide messenger RNA. Lineage: Eukaryota; Metazoa; Arthropoda; Insecta; Coleoptera; Chrysomelidae. The record is from the annotation of a GenBank genome assembly.
CUAACUUGUCACAUUUCAAAUAAUAACCAGAAAUAUAAAACUACUCUUGAGUUGGGUAAAUACCACAAUUUUGCGGUGAUAACCACGACAUAUAACAGCUGAUUCGUGACGACACGGAUCUUAUAACCAAACUGAACUGAACCUAACUACACUCGCUUGAACGGAUCGGUAAAUACCAACCCAAAAUGGUAAAUACCAUUUCCAUUUGGUUAUCCGCUUGAAUUUGAUUUAUGAGUAACGUGUACUCGAGUACCGUAGUUACGUUUUCAACACCACUACGUACGCCGACCAACCGACGCAGGGAAAAACAACAGCAUAACCAACCAAUCGGCAAAAGUCAUAAUCAACUUCAUCCAUAUUACUAUACAGUUUAGUGUGUUAUAUAUGCGUCUGUGAAGUAACUCCAUUAUGGGUGGAUUAUUAGGUUGUGUUAAAAAACAAUCAGCUAAUGACAAUUGCCUAUACAGUCCUGUAUCAACAACAAGUUACCUCACAGACUCAAACUAUGAUGUACCAAAAAGAACACAAUGUACGGCUCAUGGUAAAGAAGUAGGAGACAGUAAUCUGGAACCGCAGAGUGACACUCAAGAAGAGUGGAAUGAUGGCUUGGAUCCCUACAGCUUCAAGAAUUCUGUUCCCCAAAUCACAGAGAAUACGACUAACACUAGAGAGGAAAAAGGAAUGGAUUUAUCUAAUUGCAACAAAUUAGUUCCUGGCAUGAGGGGUGGUAUGAUUGAAAAUCCACAGGUUCAAUGUGAAGUGGAACCAUAUGAUUGCAAGAAAUCAGUUCCGCAAGUCUCAGAAAGUACAAUUAACAACAAAGACUGUAAAGAAGUGGAUUCACAUAAUGGCAAACAAUCCAUUUCUCAAAUCCCGAAAAGUGAUUCGAAUGACAAAAAAUCAGUUCCCCAAAUCACAAAACAAACUAUCAUCGAUUAUAGUCCACAUAUAAUUUGGGCAUCAUACAUUAUUAGCGUUAAACUAAACCGAACCCUUAUUAAGGAUUUGUCCAACAGUAUUGAUGUUACUGAUUGGUAUAGUAAAACUGAUAAUAACACAUACUGUACUGAACCCAUUGAAAAUGGAACAUUGGAGUAUCAAGAAGUAGCUACGCAGUUCAAAAGCACCAACAAGAAGUGCUUUAAAAUUGAUUACAUAGAGAAGGUGUAUAAUGUUUACUUGUACUUGCAAUUCAGAUUAAAAGAAAAGGCAAAAGCCAGUAGAUUACAAUAUCCGAUCACCGCAAAUCUUUUUCAUGGAACAAGGGCUUGUAACAUUAUAGGAAUAUGUCAAAACAAUUUUGAUUGGAGACUGAGGGGAACUGCACUAGGUCAUAAAUUUGGACAAGGUGUCUCUUUUACGAACAUAUCAAACUACGCAACACAUUAUGGUGAUUUGAAACGUCCGAAAAAAGUGAUGAUAUUGGCUCAGGUACUUGUUAGCGGUACGUGUAUUGGUAAUUCAAAAAUGGUUAUUCCUCUAGAAUGCUAUGACACUGCAACCAAUCAUAAUAAUCAGGUGUUUGUUAAGUUUGAAGAUAAUGAAUUUUAUCCAAGUUAUGUGAUACAUUACAGAGGGUUCGAUCCAACGCGAAACCGAUGACUUAUUGAAUGCAUUAAUUCAUUUCUUGCUGUUUUUCUAAUAAUGUUGGUUAAAGAUAUGAAAUGUUUUGAUGUCGGGCUCACUGCUAACUCAAUGAUCCAAUUUGGACUAAGAUAUUUUACAGUUCCAAUAGAAGACUGCCACUCGCUCCCGCAGUGAUCGAUUUUGGUAAUAGAUGGCACUUGUGCGAUCGUACUCAGCAGGUCCAUAAUAAAAGGCCGGAAGUCAUUUUUUAAACAGCCUGUUUGGAUGAGUAUUCUAAAUCAUUAUCUUAUUAUUUCAUGUAUAGAGAUGACUAAAAAAACAAUGUUAUAAUUGUAUUGUCAAAAAAUGUAUUGGUUGUUUUUGUUAACAAAUAUUAGUACAGCUCUGAAAUUGUAUGUGAAUAUUCCACUUUUAUGAAAGAAUGAAGCAAGUGAUUAGUUUUAUGCUUAUCACUUUUUCAAUUCUAAAAAUAUUUGAUUAUGAUUGAGUUUUCAAAAAAUAAAGUUUUUUGAAGAGAGAAAGUGAUAGAGAAACAAUUAAUCACCUCCCUCAUUCUUCCAUAAAAGUGGAAUUUUCACAUACAAUUUUAAAGCUGUACUAUUAUUUGUUAGCAAGUUACGAUUCAAGAAAAAAUGCACAAAAAGAUGCAUGUUUUGACAAAAAAUAAACUGAUAAGAUUGUUCUUUGGUCUUCUCUAUACACCACAUGAAACAAUCAAGGAAAAGACAUGCGACGUUAAAGCAAAGAAUAGUGAAAAUCUUUUUGUCCAUCUUUAAUCAACAUUUACAGAAAAACCGCAAGAAAUAAAAUGUCGCAACUUAAUGCAUUUUUAUCACCGUAUUUUUGUUCUAUUUGGCGAUCGCCAUAUUCGAUUCACAAUGGCGUCACUGCUUAUUAUAUUUUUCUCAUCAAUCCCUUCAUGGGAUACCCAUACCAUAGGGGUUAUAGUGGAAAUGAUAAAACGUCAUUGUGUAGCAUCCGCCCGAUUGGAUUCAAAAUGGCGGCGUUCAAUUUAAAUUAACUGGAUUUUUAUAAGUAUGAAAAGUUAAAUUUUCCAUAUGUGCCGCGUCUAGAUUAAUUUUUUUAGUUAGGUAUAUGAUUUUAUUACAGGAAACAUGUACUACUAAUAUCUGUUCUUAUAGUUAAAUA